AUGGCAUUUCCGUUUGAUAUUCUACACGCCGAAUUGAUCCGCACCGCUCUCGAAUCCGAAAAACAACGAAGCGCCGCAAAAUCCGAAUUUCACGAGGUUUUCAACGGACUCAACUUGGAGCACAUCGAAGACGGCCUAAUACAAAAGGCAUUUUUGCACACCAACGCCGAGACCAAACUAGAGACGAUCGGAUUUCGAGUUGGACGAAGUUUGGUGGAAAAAGUGGCGAGAGAUUCGCCGAAAUUGGUCACCGAAUUGGAAAUUGUCAAAUUUAUUUGCAAAGAGUUUUGGGUUUCGGUUUUUGGGAAACAAGUGGAUAAUUUGAGAACUAAUCAUCAGGUAUAGCGGUUUUUGGGCGGGAAAUUUGAAAAUUUGAAUGAAAUACGUGGAUUUUGCUUGAAAAUCCAUAAUUUUUCAUAAAAAUUGUGGAUUUUGCUUGAAAAUUCGCGUUUUCUCGUGAAAAAUCAAUAAAAACAUAAAAUUUUUAAGCCAAAAUCGCCACGUGGCAAAAAAACGAUAAUUUCGAAUGGAACUGCUUCAAAAUUCCAGAUUUUGAUGAAAUUUCAAAAAAAAAAAUCGAUAAAUUUAGGCUUCAAAGUUGCCACGUGGCGGAAAAAUCUCUGAAAAUUCAAAUUUCAAAGUUUUCGCGCGAUAAAAAUCAUGAAAAUUUGAAUUUCAAACUUUUCGCGCGAAAAAAUCCUUGAAAAUUCAAAUUUUACAGUUUUCAUGCCAGAAAAUCUACAGUAUUCGAAGCCUAGGCUUAUUUAGACUCGAAAAAAUCCCAAAUUUCAAGCCUAGGCUUAUCCGGGUUUUAAAAAUCCCCAAAUUUCAAGCCUAGGCCUAUCUAUACUCGAAAAAAUCCCAAUUUUUCCAGGGUGUCUACGUGGUGCAAGACAGUCGCUUCACAACUCUUCGCACCUUCCCCGAAGGCACACAAUUCAUCAAAGACAGUGCAUAUUUCCUCGCGUUGCCUUGCGGAUUAAUCCGCGGCGCACUUUCCGCGUUGAAUAUUCGAGCUAUUGUUACACCGACUGUUGAAAGCUUGCCGGCUACCAAAUUUCAUAUUCAGAUUCAGCAAAAGUGA
Molecule: messenger RNA, 1084 nt
Organism: Caenorhabditis angaria
Lineage: Eukaryota; Metazoa; Nematoda; Chromadorea; Rhabditida; Rhabditidae
Source: the annotation of a GenBank genome assembly